Messenger RNA from Scaptodrosophila lebanonensis, 629 nucleotides. It is a transcript of the gene Rpp21, whose product is annotated as ribonuclease P protein subunit p21. Bases 1 to 594 code for a protein of 197 amino acids. Gene Ontology annotation, cellular component: nucleolar ribonuclease P complex. The record is from RefSeq and is a predicted model, not a curated record. Gene Ontology annotation, biological process: tRNA processing. The transcript has 2 exons. Lineage: Eukaryota; Metazoa; Arthropoda; Insecta; Diptera; Drosophilidae.
AUGGCAAAAAAUAAACGUAAAGUAUUUGGACAGCGCCAUGUGUGUUCGCGCAUGAACUUCCUAUACCAGGCGGCGAAUUUGAUGGCCCAGAACAACAACAACACACUGGCCGCCUAUUAUGGGAAAUUGUGCCGCAAUGUGGGCACCAAAGCGGUGAUGCAUAUAGCUCCGGCAGUGAAGCGCACACUCUGCAAACGUUGUUCCCUGCCGCUGCUGCCGGGCGUUAACACAGCGCUGGUUGUGGAGCAGGAGCACGAAGUGCCAUCGACUGCCAAAGCUGGAGGGAAGCGACGCAAUCGUCGUCGUCGUCGUCGUCGGCGUGGCAAGCCAGCCAAGGGCCAGGCCAAUGCAGAGGCGUCUGGCAGCAGGAGUGGCUCUGAGCAGAAGUCGACGACCAUAGACGACAACGCCACGUUGCAGCUGCAGUGCGGCCUUUGCCAAAAGCAGCGUCGCUUCUGUGUCGAUGCGGAAAAAGAAUGCUGGCUGGAGCGUCCGGAGGCAUUGGCUCAAGUGAUAACAAUGAACGCUAGACAAGGGGUAGCUGCUCUGCACAGGGAUAGUUACAGUUGCGAUAAGCCAACAGCCGAUCAUUGACUUAUCGCCGAUUCGUAGUUGUAAAGCACACAAAU